Molecule: messenger RNA, 2406 nt
Organism: Brenthis ino (lesser marbled fritillary)
Lineage: Eukaryota; Metazoa; Arthropoda; Insecta; Lepidoptera; Nymphalidae
Source: the annotation of a GenBank genome assembly
AUGGAAGAAGGUGAUUUCGAUCAACGCUUGCGAGAUCUUCAGAGGGAGUACCUAGAAUUUUUAGACGAUGAAGAGGAUCAAGGCGUGUAUGUUGAAAGAGUAAAACAAAUGAUAGGAGAAAAAAGUAAACGACUUGUUGUUAACAUAAAUGACCUGAGACGAAAAAAUCCAGAAAGGGCGAAGACUUUACUGGAUAAUGCAUUUGAAGAGCAAAUAGCAUUUCAGAAAGCUUUAAAGGAAUAUGUUUCUUCUAUAGAUCCAAUGUAUGCUAAAGAACAAGAAGAGUUCUUUGUUGCUUUUUCUGGCAGCUUUGGUACAAAACAUGUUACUCCGAGAAGCUUAACUUCAAGGUAUUUAGGAAACUUGAUAUGUGUUGAAGGUAUAGUAACUAGAGUGUCCCUGGUACGCCCCAAGGUUGUACGCAGUGUUCACUAUUGCCCAGCCACCAAGAAAGUAAUGGAAAGAAAGUACACAGAUCUUACAUCCUUCGAAGCGUUUCCUACCACAGCAAUUUAUCCUACAAAGGAUGAUGAAGGAAACCCACUAGAGACUGAAUAUGGUCUGUCUCGCUACAAAGAUCAUCAGACUCUUACAGUGCAAGAAAUGCCUGAAAGGGCUCCAGCGGGUCAGUUACCACGAAGUGUGGAUGUGAUCUGUGACGAUGACCUGGUAGACCAGUGUAAACCUGGAGAUAGAGUGCAGGUUGUUGGAAAUUAUAGAUGUUUACCAUCAAAGCAAGGGAGUUUCACUGCUGGUACUUUCAGAACAAUCCUCAUUGCCAAUAACGUAACACAAAUUAAUAAAGAAAUGAAUCUCAAUAUUACUAUAGAAGAUAUUAAACUAUGUAAGAGAUUAGCAAAAAGAGCAACAAAUGAUAUGUUUGAGUUAUUAAGUAAGUCGCUAGCCCCUUCUAUUCAUGGACAUGAAUAUAUUAAAAAGGCAAUUUUGUGUCAAUUAUUGGGAGGUAUGGAGAAAAUUCUGCCUAAUGGUACUAGGUUGAGAGGUGAUAUCAACAUACUGCUGAUUGGUGAUCCAUCAGUAGCUAAGUCUCAGCUACUGCGUUAUGUGUUGUUGACGGCGCCGAGAGCGAUCACGACAACUGGUAGAGGUUCCUCGGGAGUUGGUUUGACUGCUGCUGUCACUACUGAUCCUGAAACUGGCGAUCGAAGAUUGGAAGCAGGCGCAAUGGUGUUAGCCGAUCGUGGCGUGGUAUGUAUAGAUGAGUUCGACAAAAUGUCGGACAUCGAUCGUACCGCCAUACACGAGGUGAUGGAGCAGGGCCGUGUCACCAUCGCCAAGGCGGGGGUGCACGCCUCGCUGAAUGCUCGCUGCGCCGUGCUGGCUGCUGCUAACCCUGUGUACGGCCGGUACGACCAAUAUAAAACGCCAAUGGAGAACAUUGGCUUGCAAGACUCGCUCCUCUCCCGUUUCGAUCUGCUAUUCGUGAUGCUGGACAUCGCGGAAGCAGACCACGACAACAUGAUAUCAGAGCAUGUGCUGAGAAUGCAUAGAUACAGAAAUCCAAAGGAACAGGAUGGAGAAGUUCUACCAAUGGGUUCAUUAGUGGAAAUGCUAUCUACUGAAAAUCCAGAUAAUGAUGAAGAAGAUACAAACGAGGCUAUAUAUGAAAAAUAUGACCCCCUCCUCCACGGGCGCACGCGCAGCAGAAGCGAUCAUAUACUGAGCACCAAGUUCAUGCGCAAGUACAUACACAUCGCUCGUCUUAUGAAGCCCAAACUCACCCAGGACGCCUGCGACGCCAUUGCUGACGAGUACGCCCGACUGAGGAACCAGGAUGGGGAUGAUGUGGGGGUGGCUCGGACGCAGCCGGUGACGGCGCGCACGCUGGAAACGCUGAUCCGGCUCGCCACGGCACACGCCAAGUGCCGCCUCAGCUUCCAGGUGACGCAGGACGAUGCGCACGUCGCCAUCGAGCUCGUGCAGUACGCUUACUUCAAAAAGGUGUUAACAAAGGAAAAGCGUCGCAAGCGUCGCGCGUUGUCGGGCGAGGAAGAGAACGCGUCCGACAGCGAGCAGGCGUCACAACCGCGACCUAAAAAGUCCAGAAAAACGACGGACACCCAGGACCCCUACGACUUCUCGUCCGACGAGGAGGCGGCGCCCGUGUUGAGGGCCGCGCACUCCGCGCAGCCCGAGCCCUCGCAGCGCACCACUCGCUCGUCACAAAAGACCAUUGAAGCUAAUAGAUUAACCCAAUUCAAAUCAGCGCUACAGCAAUUCUUUAGGGAGGAGCGAGCGAACUCCUUGCCAUUAGACCGUAUUACUGCGUACGUAAAUGAGAAGUAUUCGCAUGAAACAUUCGACUCUGGCGAGAUUCAGGCGGCUUUGGAUCGCAUGACUCAAGACAACCACGUCAUGAUGGCGGACGAUAUUGUAUUCCUUAUU